GAGAGAAGUAAUGUGGUGGUGCUGAAGCGGUGCAGUGUGUCAGGUGACAGACAGCGUGAGUCAGAGGCUCCUGAUUCGGAUCUGAAGUAAAGCCGGAGCGGCGGCGUGUGGCGGCGGAGAGCGGAGCGGGAGGGAGAGAUGCGGACUGUGGAGCGGGGUCAUGGCGAUCGUCGGUUCGUUGCUGAAGCUGCUGCAGCGGCAGACCUACACCUGCCUGUCCCACCGCUACGGGCUCUACCUGUGCUUCGGGGGACUCGUGCUCAUGAUCGUGUCAGCAUUCCAGUUCGGGGAGGUGGUCCUGGAGUGGAGUCGGGAUCAGUACCACGUCCUGUUUGACUCCUAUAGAGACAAUGUCGCUGGGAAAUCCUUCCAGACCAGGUUGUGUUUGCCCAUGCCCAUAGACGUGGUGUACACGUGGGUGAACGGUAGUGAUACUGAGCUCCUGAAGGACCUCCAUACGUUCAAACUCCAGCUGGAAGAGGAGCAGAGAAAGCGAAGAGAGAUGCUGGGGCAGAACUCGAGUGACUCCACUGAGGCACCUAAAAGAAGGUUCGAGUGCCUUCUGUCGCACUGCAUCGUGGGUCCGGUUGUAGUGUUGGACCCGGCGUUGUCCCCUAAUGUCACCGUGAAGGAGCUGGCAUCCAAAUCCGCUGUUCUCUCCUCCACCCAGCAGGUUCUGCACAUCGCAAAACCUCUCCAGCCAUCCAGCAGGGUGACUGUGCUUGUGUUCCACUCGCAGGGCAAAGCGGAUAAAGCUCUCUCUGAAACGCAGAAGAACUUCCCGAAACACUCCGUCUCCAAAGCCUAUCUGACGACAGAUAAAGACGCUCCAGGUCUGGUGAGGAUUCAGACCCUGGCCUUUUUGAAAGGCUUCCCGUCCUUCUUCAAGGACUCUGAUCAGCUGAGGGGCAAACUACCGUCGAUGGUUACAAGCAAAAUCAAGCAGCUUCAGCUGUACUCUGAGGCCAGCAUCGCACUCCUGCACCUGAACAAGGCUCAGGACUUCACAAACCUCCAACAGCAGGUCAGGAAGAACCUAACUUUGGCCGGUAAAGAGCUCAGCAUCAGUUCUGUGUACCUGUUCUGGGACAUCAGUGCAGUCUCACAGACGAAGCGGGACGAGGAAGUUUCGGCUAGCCGCUUCGAGGACAACGAGGAGCUGCGCUAUUCGAUACGCUCAGUCGAGAGACAUGCCCCUUGGGUUCGACACAUCUUCAUCGUGACCAAUGGCCAGAUCCCUUCCUGGUUAAACCUGGACAACCCCCGUGUUACCGUGGUUACCCAUGAGGAUAUCUUUCAAAACCAGUCCCACCUGCCAACGUUUAGCUCUCCGGCCAUUGAAACGCACAUCCAUCGAAUUCCAGGCCUUUCGCAGAAGUUUAUCUACCUCAACGAUGAUGUGCUUUUUGGCAAAGACGUCUGGCCCGAUGAUUUCUACAGUCAUUCAAAAGGCCAGAAGGUGUACCUGACAUGGCCUGUUCCGAACUGUGCCGAUGGCUGCCCAGGCUCCUGGAUCAAAGAUGGCUACUGUGACAAGACCUGCAAUAAUUCUGCCUGUGAAUGGGACGGUGGAGAUUGUCAAAGUAGAGCAGGCGGCGGGCGGUUUGGAGGCCCCGGGGGAGGGGCGAGAGUAGUGGAUCGGCCGUGGCAAUUUGCUGGAGAUUUAGGAGGUCUGGGAGGGGUGUCUUUCUGCAAUCAAGGCUGCGCCAACUCGUGGUUGGCGGAUAAGUUCUGUGACCAGGCGUGCAACGUUCUGAGCUGCGGUUUUGACGUCGGAGACUGUGGAACGGAUCACUUCAAUAAGCUGCACCACGUCGUUCUGCAGAGGAACCAGACACUGUAUACGCUGCCUCAAGGUGAGCUCCGUCCAUACUUCACCUUUUCGUCUCUGGCUGAUCGUGUUUCCGAGGCAUCGGUCAGCGACAACCCUGUGGUGCGCCACACGUCCAUCACCAACAAGUGGAAAACAAUGCACCUUCUUCUGUUCGAUGGCUACAACGCCACCCAAAUCCACUACAACCUCACCUUCCAGGGUGACCAUGACUUCACCAUGAGCUUCACUGUAGCAGUGGACACUCGCAAGCUUCCUAAGCUGAAUGUAACCGUCAGUGCAACAGUGCAGGGGAAAACGGAUAACAGCUCCAAGCCCAUUAAGGCAAAACAUGAACCAGUGUUUGUGUUCUCAGACGUCCCAGUCGAGAAGCAAGGGCCCAAAGUGCAAAAACGGCCCCCUGAACAGAUUGAGGUGGUUCCUGCACUAAACAUAUCUCUUUUGCCCAAGGAUGUGAAGCAAGAGCUGCAGAAUCUGGAUGAGAAGCUUCUUCUAGGGGACAUCACUGAAAAAGGUUACAAUUUGACCAAAGGUAAACUACUGAAGGCAUUUUUUCAGCAAGGUGGGACUUCUAAACUUCAGGAGGCAGCAAUGAAAUCCGAAGCCAGUCCGAGUCAGAAAAACCAAAGCAAACCAGAAUUUGGAGGUACUCUCGUCCCUGUUAAGAUCGACAGUGCACCUCUUAAAGAGCUUCCACAAGCUACGGGCACAGAGAUGAUUCCUACCUCCAAACUGCUCGGUUCGCUAUUAGGGAACAAGCCCAAACAGCAGCUUCUCCAUGACGAUGGACCACACGUAGGCCGGAAGCUCCAAUACUACCCAGGGUUCGAAUGGAGCUUCCUGCCAUGGGAAAAGAGCAAAUAUUUUGAGGACAUUCUCAAGGAAGGCGAGCGUCUGGAGCGAGAGCUGCAGUAUCAAAGCGACGGCGCGGCAGCCGGACGGAGAUUGCAGGACACCUUCGCCGAUUCUCUCCGUCACGUUAACAGGCUUCUGAACGGCAUAUUUGGUUACACAUCUCGCAAGGUGCCUGCGCACAUGCCACACAUGAUCGACCGCCUCGUGAUGCAGGGGCUGCAGGACAUCUUUCCUGAAGAGUUCGAUAUGACUUCCAGCCAUCGUGUGCGCCACUCCGAGGACAUGCAGUUUGCCUUCUCUUAUUUCUACUAUCUGAUGAGCGCUCUGCAGCGGUACAACGUGUCGCAGGUCUUCGACGAGAUUGACACAGAUCGAUCGGGGGUGCUGUCAGACCGUGAAAUCCGUACACUCGCAACUCGCAUCCAUGAACUCCCACUCAGUCUACAGGACCUCACUGGAUUGGAGCAGAUGCUGAUAAACUGCUCCAAGUUUCUGCCCAGUUCUCAGACCAACCUCCACAUGGUAAACCCCACCCAGGAGACUUACUACGACCCCGGCAUGCCUCCAGUCACUAAGGGUUUGGUGAUUCACUGUAAACCUGUCGCAGAGAAAAUCCAGAGCGCCUUCAAGGACCAGAACAAAUACAAGUUCGAGAUCAUGGGAGAGGAGGAGAUUGCCUUUAAAAUGAUACGAACUAACGUGUCUCACGUGGUGGGCCAACUGGAUGACAUCCGGAAAAACCCAAGGAAGUUCAUCUGCCUUAACGACAACAUAGAUCACUUCCAUAAGGACGCCGGCACGGUGAAAGCCGUGCUGAAGGAUUUCUACGAGUCCAUGUUCCCGCUGCCCUCGCAGUUUGAGUUGCCGCGCGAGUACCGCAACCGUUUCCUCCACAUGGCAGAGCUGCAGGAGUGGCGGAUCUAUCGGAACAAGCUGAAGUUCUGGACUCACUGUGUCCUUGUCACUCUGGUCAUCUUCACCGUCCUGUCCUUCUUUGCGGAACAGCUGAUCGUGCUGAAGCGGUGGCUCUUCCCCAGACGCCGAGUCAGCAAGCAGACUGAACGUGUGUGACGCUAAGGGAGGAAGAAGAUUGUGGAUGGAGAGGCGAAUACACUCUAAAGUCCUGAAAGGUUGACGACGAACGCAGGGUUCUACUCAAACUUUUUCAGAAGGAGAAGGAAAAAUCUCUUGCCAAAGUUUAAUACGAGGAACCGAACUGCAUGCUUCCUCCAUGUGAGAGACAUCUAAGAGACGUGUGUGUGUGUGUGUCCUGACCUCAAACGCUCCAUUUUUUUGUGCGCUUACUGUCCUAAACUCACUGGAAGACUAUUGGUCAUCUUUAACGUCACACUUUUUUUUUCAAUCAUAAUCAGGAAUUGUAAUUGGGAUUCAGAUCAUUUUGUUGUUUCUUUGAAUCCGUCGCUCUUCGUCUCAACAUCCUGCACAACGGUGCCUUUUUUCUCUUUUCAACUCCUGCUCUAAGCGGGAAGUAAAACGCAAGGGAUCGUCUCUAAACGUCGUCACUUUCGACUUUUUUUAUUAUUAAUUAAUUAAUUUCCAUGUUAAGGAGGGCUCAAAAUAACGACAGUGCUGUAGUUUUCUGCGUUUCUCCUUUGACUUUAUUUUUUUUAAGACUCCUGGGCUUUAUUUUUAUUACACAAAAUGUGACAUUUUAAAAACAUCAUCAGUACAUCAGCAGCGCAUUGAGAGAAGAUCCGAAACAGCAGGUUUUUUUUUUUUCCCCUCAUUUGGAAAACAUUCAGGUUCAAAGGUUUUUUUUUUUUGGAGGACAAAAUGAUUUCUUCUGUUGGUAUUUUCAGGACAAGCAAGUUUGCGUUUGCACCAUCGUGUGACUUUUGCAUCCUUUUUCCUGCCGAGCUUCUGAAGAACCGAGAAAAAAAAAAACGAGUUUGUGAAAAAGUACAGAAGAAAAAGAACUUGUUGGUCAAAUGUAAAAAACUGAUUGCAAAGAUGCCAAGGUGUUUUUUUAUUUUUUAUAAUUUUCUUGCUGACAAUGUGUAAUGUAUCAAAAAAUGUCUGACAAGUUUAAAGGAUCUCCAUCAACAGCAACAACAACAAUCUACAACUGUUUAAUUCAUGCCUGAAGAUCUGCAUUCAGUGUCCACUUUAUUGGGCUCGUUUAUGCGGUUAUGCGGCGAGACGUUCAUGUGACUGCAGCACCACGUAGAACGUCAGGUCCAGAGCUUCACUUCAAGUUCACAUCGGAACAUGGAGAACAUCUGUUAGGAUCAGACACGAGUUUCUAGACCCCUCAAAUUAUCACUCUUUAGCACCAAGAUGAGCAGAAUAGCAUCGCAGGAACGAAUCUUGGUGUAGAUGAGCUUCAACAGCUGUAAACCACAUCAGGUUUCACAUCCAAACUGAACAGCUAAAGCUUAGAGAAAAAGAAAUCCUCUGGUCUAUUUUCCAGUCUUCACCAGUCCAGUAUGGAUGAUGGGAAAGGAACCUGACGUGGUUUCUUUUCCUGUUGUGGCUUAUUAAUUUAUAAACAUGAUGAUUGCUUGAGCUACUAUUGACUUCCUGUUACCUCAGGCUAAUCAGAUCGAUUCUUUUCUGACUUCUCUCACCCUCACGACUGCGUUUCGCUUAAGGUUUUAUUGUUUUGGAAUCGUUUGGGAAAACCCUAUGUUUGGCGUGAACGUCACCUGAAGCUCUGAUCCGUAUCUGGAGGAUGAUUGGCUGAUUUAGAUAACUGCACGAAUGAGCAGGUGUUCCUAAUAAAGUGGACGGCGACGGUACGUUCGAACGAGUAUGGAGAACUCGUAUGGUCGAGUUCUCUACAACUUUUUGUUUGUUUUCAAUAAAAGUCUUUUUUUUGGGGGGACGGAGAACAAAAUUAAAUUGGUUUAAAAAAUGAAUUGAAAUCGUAUUACUUUUCUAACGAACAUUGUAUAAAUCAAAUGCCUCAGGAAUUGUGAUUUUCUGCAUGAACAGACGGCUGAGAAUAAGACACGUGAUUUUAUACCAAAUGUGUGAUUUCCAUCGACGACUGAAUCGUCAGCGAGCGGUCACUGGGGCGUAGGACAGCGUUAUCAUGGAUGAAGCCACGCCCCUUUUGGAUGAUUGUGUAUAAUAAAAGUUUUUUUCUAUUUUAAAAUGA
This is a messenger RNA of Silurus meridionalis, 5807 nucleotides long. It is a transcript of the gene gnptab, whose product is annotated as N-acetylglucosamine-1-phosphate transferase subunits alpha and beta. Lineage: Eukaryota; Metazoa; Chordata; Actinopteri; Siluriformes; Siluridae. Gene Ontology annotation, cellular component: Golgi apparatus. The transcript is spliced from 21 exons. Gene Ontology annotation, molecular function: UDP-N-acetylglucosamine-lysosomal-enzyme N-acetylglucosaminephosphotransferase activity. Gene Ontology annotation, biological process: N-glycan processing to lysosome; carbohydrate phosphorylation. The record is from RefSeq and is a predicted model, not a curated record. The coding region runs from base 161 to 3757 and encodes 1198 amino acids.